Messenger RNA from Corylus avellana, 950 nucleotides. RefSeq names its product Polynucleotidyl transferase, ribonuclease H-like superfamily protein. NCBI's taxonomy places the organism in Eukaryota, Viridiplantae, Streptophyta, Magnoliopsida, Fagales, Betulaceae. The record is from RefSeq and is a predicted model, not a curated record. Gene Ontology annotation, biological process: rRNA 5'-end processing.
UUCGUUUUGCUUCGCUCUUAUUUUCUAUUUCUUUCCCUCCAGCAGAGUUUCAUCCCCUCCCCUUCUACUUUUUCUCCCCUUCCAUUUUUCUUUUCGUCACGCACCCACAUAGCAUUUCUCUAUCGACCCCUCUCUCCUCCGCGAGCGGGGAUCAGUGCAGUGCAGAUCUACACACCACCGUCUUCAAGAUGAGGUACGUGAAGCCCUGGAACUUGUUCCAUGACUUGCUUAAGUCGAAUGCCGUAGAACGAGGUCGUUUGCUUGGUUUGGAUGUGGGCGACAAGUAUGUGGGGAUAGCUGUUUCAGACCCUCGCAAUCAAAUUGCCUCUCCUCUGAGUGUUCUGCUAAGGAAGAAAUCAAACAUUGAUCUAAUGGCCAGUGACUUUCAAUGUCUGAUCUCUGAACUCUCUCUUGUGGGCUUUGUUGUUGGCUGCCCUUUCGACAGACUGCGAACCUGUCCAGAUGCAGUGCAAGUGAAGAUUUUCAUUGAUGAUCUCUGUAAAACGAAGAAACUCGAAGGUUUGAAGUACACCUACUGGGACGAGCGCUUUACAUCAAAGAAUGUGGAAUUAAUGUUAAAGCCUUUGAAUUUGCAUCCAGUUCAAGCAAAGACAAUAAUUGACAAGUUUGCUGCUGUUGGAAUACUCCAGGGAUACCUAGAUUAUGUUAACAGGAAGAUGAAGUUGGAAGCGGCAGAGUAAGAUGUCUCCAAAUGGAUCUCACUAACAAGGCAAGCAUUGGAAAAAAAUUGGAACCACCGAUGUCCGGACCGUUGGUGAAAGACGGCAACGAACCAAGUGGAUCAUUCAAAUCUUUCCAUUCCAUGCUGUGUAAUCUGCCGUAUAUUAUGUUAAUGAAUUUUUUGGAACUUUAGGAAUGUAAAUUUCAAUGAAAUAUGAUUAAAAUCUAUGAAAAAAUAUAAGAGGCUUCCUCAAAAAUUUCAAGUUGCA